Molecule: messenger RNA, 525 nt
Organism: Staurois parvus
Lineage: Eukaryota; Metazoa; Chordata; Amphibia; Anura; Ranidae
Source: the annotation of a GenBank genome assembly
AUCAAGCACCUAGGCAUGCAGACUGCUUCUACAGACAUUUGUGAAAGAAUGGGUCACUCUCAGGAGCUCAGUGAAUUCAAGCGUGGUACAAUGAUAGGUUGCCACCUGUACAAUAAGUCCAUCCAUGAAAUUUCCUUGCUACUCAAUAUUCCCCAGUCAACUGUUAGUGGUAUUAUAAUAAAGUGGAAGCAACUGGGAACAAUAGUAACUCAGCCACGAAGUGGUAGGCCAAGUAAAAUGACAGAACAGGGUCAAUGCAUACUGAAACGCACAGUGCGCAGCAGUCACUAACUGUUUGCAGAGUCAUUAGCUAAAGACCUCCAAACUUCAUGUGGCCUUCAGAUUAGCACAACAACAGUGCGCAGAGAGCUUCAUGGAAUGGGUUUCCAUGGCCAAGAAGAUGCAUCCAAGCCUUAAAUGACCAAGUGCAAUGCAACGUUUGCUCGGAUGCCGUGGCGUAAAGCAUGCCAACACUGGACUCUAGAGCAGUACUUGCCUGACUGCAAUGUGCCAAGUGUAAAGUUU